AUGGGGGAAGACGAGUACGGUGCCGCAGGAAGACCUUCAGGAUCACAAGCGCCGCCGAGCCGGUCCCUGCUCACGGUGACGCUACAGGACCGAGCAGAACUGACUGAUGGGUGGUCAGGGCUGAGCAGGGACCCGGCGGCAGACGGCCUCCUCUUUCACCUGCACAGCAGCAGUAGGUUCCCAACCUUGAGCCACCAGGGCGCCUUCAUCCAGGAGGAGAAGCCGAAAAGAUACCAAGACCUUCCGCCCCAGAGCUGGAGCGGCUGCUGGGUUCAACCGCCAACCUGUCGGCUAGCAGCCCCACAGGGUUUGGAUUCAGGAUUUGUUCCUAGUGUCCAAGACUUUGAUAAGAAACUUACAGAAGCUGAUGCUUAUCUACAAAUCUUGAUAGAACAAUUAAAGCUUUUUGAUGACAAGCUUCAAAACUGCAAAGAUGAUGAACAGAGAAAGAAAAUUGAAACUCUCAAAGAGACAACAAAUAGCAUGGUAGAAUCAAUUAAACACUGCAUUGUAUUGCUGCAGAUUGCUAAAAGUACUAUUAGUCCUGUAGAUGCGGUAUAUCAACCUAGUCCCUUGGAACCUGUGAUCAGCACAAUGCCUUCUCAGACUGUCUUACCUCCAGAACCUGCUCAGUUAUGUAAAUCAGAGCAGCGUCCAUCAUCCCUCCCAGUGGGACCUGUAAUAGCUACCCUGGGACAUCAUCAGACUCCAACACCAAACAGUACAGGCAGUGGGCACUCACCACCUAGUAGCAGUCUGACUUCUCCAAGCCACGUCAACUUGUCUCCAAACACAGUCCCAGAGUUCUCUUAUUCUAGCAGUGAGGAUGAAUUCUAUGAUGCAGAUGAAUUCCAUCAAAGUGGCUCAUCCCCAAAGCGCUUAAUGGAGUAG
Messenger RNA from Chrysochloris asiatica (Cape golden mole), 891 nucleotides. RefSeq names its product oxysterol-binding protein-related protein 9-like. The record is from RefSeq and is a predicted model, not a curated record. The transcript has 2 exons. The coding region runs from base 1 to 891 and encodes 296 amino acids. NCBI's taxonomy places the organism in Eukaryota, Metazoa, Chordata, Mammalia, Afrosoricida, Chrysochloridae.